AUGGUUUUCUUCACAUAUGGUUCAGAAGGAAAUCCCAAUUUUCAAAAAUUCUCCUUCUUCAAACUUCAUGUAGGUCAUCUUAAAUUGGUAAUAUUGUGUUUAGGUUGGGGUGUUGAUGGUCGGAGUGUUGGCCUUCGAGCUACUGUGGGUAUUCUCGAGUGCAAAAAUCUUAUUGGUUUGUUAUAACUUUGGAGCCAACAAUGGAAUCGAAGCCUUUUCAUCUCGGAGUUACUUGACUCUUAUCCCAAUCCUGCUUCAUUUGGUGACUAUUUGGUUAGGGGGUUACGGUUGGUGGAUUUGCAAUGGUUUCUGGGUGUUUCCUCUCCUGAUUUCUUCUUUCGGCAUCGCAAUAUCCGGCGUGACGUCCUUGUACUACGCUUUUAGUGUACCGUAAGUGUAUUGUUUAAGUCGUUUAACUCUCUUAGGAUCGCCUUCUUACUAUAUGAACAACCGAUGUUUUUCAUCUCAGUUCUACCAUUGCGUAUUGUGUCAGUAAUAAUCAUAUUUUAUUUCUUGAUGUUUGCAAGAUGGAUGGUUGACGAUUUAGGACACGAACAGGAAUUUAUUGAGAAUGACGUCAUGUUCCAGAUGAACCGGCUGCAGAAGAAGCAUAACUUCUUAUCACAGAAAUGCAUGGCCAACUAUUUGAACAACGUAUUAAAAUGA
Messenger RNA from Bursaphelenchus xylophilus (pine wood nematode), 666 nucleotides. The record is from the annotation of a GenBank genome assembly. NCBI's taxonomy places the organism in Eukaryota, Metazoa, Nematoda, Chromadorea, Rhabditida, Aphelenchoididae.